This is a messenger RNA of Annulohypoxylon maeteangense, 6026 nucleotides long. RefSeq names its product peptide synthetase. Gene Ontology annotation, molecular function: catalytic activity; phosphopantetheine binding. The record is from RefSeq and is a predicted model, not a curated record. NCBI's taxonomy places the organism in Eukaryota, Fungi, Ascomycota, Sordariomycetes, Xylariales, Hypoxylaceae. The transcript has 2 exons. Bases 505 to 5841 code for a protein of 1778 amino acids. Gene Ontology annotation, cellular component: cytoplasm. Gene Ontology annotation, biological process: secondary metabolite biosynthetic process; amino acid activation for nonribosomal peptide biosynthetic process.
CGCCGAGGCUUUAGAAAGAGUUCGAGUAUAUGAAUUUUGCGACGUCGAUUAUACAUAGUACACUACUACCAAGGAUCGACCCGGGUCUUCCUUGGCUUUAACCAGGUUUCUGAAAUUACUACGAGUUAUCUGAUCCGUUUAAAGUUAUCAGAUCCGCCUUCUUGUGGAGAAGAACGUACGUUGGCGUCUUCUUGGUGUCUUCUUGGGAUCCGUUAUAACGGCCCUCUUUAGGUCCCCCUCCUGGACCCUCCGUUACUCCAUUACGCUGUACUAUGGUAAAGCGUUCUAGGGCCGAAAAGGAAUGUUGCUUCAAGUGAGCCACAUACUUCGGUCAACAUUCUCUUCGUAACCUGGUGCCUGUGCUAAUGAAUCGUGGGAUGAACCAGUUGCCGUUGUCGGCAAGAAUGGAGACAGGCUCCACUUGCCCGUGAAGAGACAUGCGAGAACUCCGUUAUUCGGGCGCAUGAACAACUGUAGACCAAGCUCGAAAGACUUUCUCAACGAAUGGGUAACGUCGUCGCCGGAAUGUCAGCAAUGGAGCAGAACGACGUCGACAUUUCGUGUGCUAACUCCAUCCACACCGACGAAGGUGUGUCGAGUGGCCAUCUAACGACGCCACCGACGGACUUCGAAGAAGAUGGCAUAACCGCAGAGCAACUGGAACAGAUAUGGAGUUGGAAUACUCCGGUUCCCCCGACCUUGAAGACAUGCAUGCACGAAUUGGUUGCCGAGCAAGCGAAUAAGGAUCCUAGCCGACCAGCAGUCAACUCAUGGGAUGGCGCAUUCACAUACGGCGACGUGAACUCGAAAUCAGAUCAAUUCGCGGCUCAUCUGGUUUCAGUAGGCGUGAGAGUAGGAUCUAUUGUGCCGUUAUGUUUCGAGAAGUCGAGAUGGACGGUUGUGGCCGUUUUGGCCGUUAUGAAGUCCGGAGGCACAUUUGCGCUUAUGGACCCAAGUCAGCCCGAGGGAAGGUUACGUACUAUCGUCGAACAAACCGGCGCGUCGAUUAUCGUAACUUCAAAGCAACAGGAAAACCUCGGCAGUCGCAUUGCGCCUAACGGAACGCGAAUCACCCUAUGCGACGAGAACUUCACCAGCUAUGACACAUCAUCAAGCUUACCUUCUGUGCCAGCAAGUGCAGAUCUCUACAUACAAUUCACCUCAGGCAGCACCGGAAAACCAAAGGGUUGCGUGGUAACGCAUGAGAACUACUCUAGUGGAGCGAUACCGCGUGCGGAUAUAGUCGGAUAUCGUGCGCAUUCCCGAGUUCUCGACUUUGCAUCCUACGCCUUUGAUGUCUGCAUCGACUGCAUGCUCUGUACAUUGUCAGUCGGAGGCUGUCUAUGCAUUCCCUCGGAUGCCGAUCGAGUCAACGAUUUAAGCGGUGCUAUACGGAAGAUGAAAGUCAACAUGGCUAGCAUGACGCCCUCUGUUGCACGUGUUCUUGAUCCUGAUAUCAUACCUUCGCUUGAGGUUCUCGGGUUAGGAGGAGAAGCUAUAUCGGCAGGAGACGCAGCUGCUUGGAGUCGUCACGCAAAAGUCAUAAACGCAUACGGCCCUUCAGAGUGUACCGUAGGUUGCGCCGUGAACGGUGAUGUCGGAUCUGAGAGCCAUAAACCGGCUGUCAGCAUCGGCAGGGGAGUUGGAGGAUCGCUCUGGAUCGUCGACCCUUCUAACCAUAACAAACUCGUAGCCAUAGGCUCAGUUGGCGAACUUCUAGUCGAGGGAGCUAUAGUAGGACCGGGAUACUUGAACGAUCCUGAGAAGACAGAUGCGGUAUUCAUCAACAACCCAAAGUGGCUUCUUGCUGGGAGCCCGCAACAUGAUGGCCGCAAGGGCCGGUUGUACAAGACUGGUGAUCUCGUGAGGUAUGAUCCUGACGGGACGAUUAUCUUCGUCGGUAGAGGUGACCAGCAGGUGAAAUUACGCGGGCAAAGAAUCGAACUUGCAGAGAUUGAGUACAACAUGCUCGACAAGCUACCACCGGGAACUCGUGUCGCCGCUGAAGUCAUCCGACCUGGCGGUCCCGCAGGUGAACCGACCUUAGUUGCGUUCGUCGCCGAGCGAGCAGGCCUUGUGUCAGAGUCGGAUUCCCUUCUGGGUUCGCUCUCCUCCCACGUCUUGGACUCUCUCGCAAACAUGAACAAGGCUCUUUCGGAACACCUCCCUAUUUACAUGAUUCCUGCAGCAUAUAUCCCGUUACAAACCAUGCCCCUAUUGGUGUCAGCGAAGACCGAUCGUAAAUGUCUUCGAGAGUUAGGACAUUCGCUAAGCAGGAAAGAUAUCGCCAAGUUUACCGCCGCGAUGGUUCCUAGAAAAGAGCCUUCGACCCCAGCAGAGAAGAGCCUAGCUCAGCUAUGGAGUCAAAUCCUAGGUCCCGAGGUGGAAAUCGGCGCUCACGACAACUUCUUCAGCUUAGGGGGCGAUUCCCUUCGUGCAAUGAAACUAGUUGCUGCCGCGAGAGUACAAGAUAUCGCACUCACGGUUGCGGAUAUUUUCGCCAAUCCGGUACUUUCGGAUAUGGCUCUCGUUGCAAGACCUGGCUCUGGGGAAUCGAGUGUCGAGAUCCCGCCCUUUUCUCUUCUUGGCGAACAGUGGAGUGAAGAGUCUGCUAGAAACGAAUGUGCUGCUUUCUGCGACGUCGAUCCAUCAGCGAUCGAGGACAUCUACCCAUGCACGCCUUUACAAGAGGGUCUCAUGGCUCUGUCUGCUAAGGUCAGCGAAGCCUAUGUCGCGCAACGUGUAGUUGAACUUGUGGAUGAGACAGCGGUACAGAAGCUUGCCGAUGCUUUCAAGUUGGCGUCCAAGGACUGUGCAAUCCUCCGAACAAGAAUUGUUCAGGUUCCAGGCCAAGGAUUGAUGCAAGUGGUUGUCAAGGACGAUUUCGAUUGCAAGACAUUAUCUGGACAGAGUCUUAAUGAUUACCUAGUCCAGGAUCGAAGCGACUCAGUCCAACUUGGCAAACCUCUAGUUAGAUACGGAGUGGUUGUCAACGAAAUAUCCACAGGAAAGUCGCAUUUCGUCUUGACGAUGCACCACGCUCUCUACGAUGGUUGGUGUAUGCCUCUAAUCGUUGACCGAGUCAACAGAGCGUACAAUAACCUUUCGACCGAGAGGCCGGCUGAUUUCAAGCAUUUCAUUCACUAUCUUGGUGACAUGGAUAGAAAAGAGUCGGAAUCAUUCUGGAGAGAAAGGUUGGAUGGUGCCAACGGAGAGCAAUUCCCCACUCUCCCCUAUUCUGGCUACCAGCAACAAGCCGAUUCCCUCCUGGAACACUACGUACACACCGGAAAGCCCAAUAGCGGAAUAACAAUCGCUACAAUCAUCCGAGGGGCUUGGGGAUUGUUGGUCUCGAAUUAUAUGGCAUCAAACGAUGUCGUGUUCGGCGAGACACUCACUGGCCGCAACGCCCCGAUUCCGGGUGUUGAAGAGAUUGAAGGGCCUAUGAUCGCUACUAUACCGGUCCGAGUUGCCGUUAACCCUGAAAUGACAAUAACAGAGUACUUACAAGAUAUCCACGAUCAAUCAGUCGCUAGCAUCCCCCAUGAACACUUCGGGUUACAACAUAUUAGACGCUUAAGCCCGGAUGCUCGAGAGGCUUGCGAACUGAGGACCGGUCUAGUGUUACAUCCUAGCACGGAUGCUGAUGCUGAGGCUUCAAGUGAUAAACAACCAGCGGACAGCUUUGUCCCUGCCGGCGAUGCCGAAGCGGCAGAAGAAGCACUCAAGUUCAACACUUACGCUCUGAUGUUGGUGUGCUCUCUAGACCCUCAAGGUUUCUUAAUUAUGGCCAGUUUCGACUCCAAGACGGUGACGAGUCCCCAGAUGGAGAGAAUGCUGCAUCAACUUGGGCAGAUUACACAGCAAUUUAUCAAGAACCCGGACGCCAAAUGCGGCCAGCUUCAGAUUCUAACUGAAGCAGACACAUCCGAACUCACUCGUAUAAGCAAGAUUGGUGCAGAAAGUGAAGCCGUCAAGACUUUGAUCCCGGCCGAUUCCGAGGCAUCUGAGGCAUGGAUUGUCGACCCGACAGAAAUAGAGAGGUUACUCCCCUUAGGCGCUGUCGGAGAACUCCUAAUACGGAGCUCAAGCAACCUGAGCUUAGAGUCAGUACCAUCACCUAAAUGGGCUGAACAGAGCCAAGACGGCCAAUUAUAUAGAACCAACAAGCUCGCAAAAUACGAUGCGAAUAAUGUAAUCACAUUCGUUGAACGAACAACCCCCGUAAAGGAACCAGUGGCCCCUCGACAAAAGCGCGUAUCGGCUACUUCAGCGAAGCAAAAGAGUCUGCGACAAACCUGGAGCCGAAUUAUAGCUAUCGACGAAGAAGACAUCGGAUUAAACGAUAGCUUCUUCCAGCUUGGAGGAGACUCCAUCGGGGCCAUGAAACUCGUAUCUGAACUUCGAGUGAAGGGUCUUGAGAUAACGGUACCUGAAAUCUUUAAGCACCGAACAUUGUACGAUAUGGCCAAGGUUCUAAGAGAAAGAGAACAAGUACCGGUCGAAUCUGAAGAGGCGCCCCCGUCUCCAUUCUCACUACUCGAUGUUCCAGACGUCGAGGCCUUCAUCGCCGAAACAGUUCGACCAGUUCUUCCUCAAGGGGACCACGUAAUCAAAGAUAUCCUACCAACGCGACCACUCCAACAAGUCGCCGUCAAGGGUACCGUUCAACUCCCCCGCUUCUCCUCGCGAUACGAACUCUUCCACCUCGACGGACACGUAGACCAAGAGCGCCUCUUCACAAGCUGCCGCGAUCUCGUCGCGCGCAACGAAGUCCUGCGAACGGUCUUCGUCGAGAGCGGCGAGAAGUGCUUCGGCGUCGUCCUCGAAGCACUCCCCGUAUCAAUCGACGAGUACGAAAUCGAAGGAGACCUCGACUCAUUCGUGCACAAGCUAUGCGAUCUAGACGUGCAGACCAAGAUGCCGCUCGGCUCCGCCUUCGUCAAGUUCUUUUUCGUGCGCGGCGAGGGCGCCAAGAGCUGUCUCAUCUUCCGCAUCUCACACGCGCAGUACGACGAAGUCUGCCUCCCCGCCUUAAUCCGCCAGCUCGCGGCUCUGUACGAUGGUGAGACGACGCCGGAUUCCGUGCCGUUUUCGUCGUUCGUGUACCAUAUCAUCAAUAAGUGCAUCCCGCGCAGCAUACCGUACUGGACAGACUUGUUGAAGGACAGUCAGCUCUCGAUCCUGCGCCCAGAUCUGCCGCUUACUUCGAGGGUCCCCGAUGCUAUUACCCGCACGGUGGAUAUCUCCGCGCGCUUAAAGGAUAUCACGAUCGCGACUCUACCUACCGCCGCGUGGGCGCUGUGUCUAGCCCGCCGUCUAUCUCUCCGUGAUGUCGUGUUCGGUGAGGUUACCACCGGACGCAACAUCGACUUACCACAUGCUGACGCCGUCAUGGGACCAACAUGGCAAUACGUACCCGUGCGGGUGCGCUUCGACUCCGACUGGAAAGCAGUGGACCUACUACAACACGUGCAACACCAACACAUCGAGAGCGCGCAGCACGAAGGCAUGGGUCUCCUUGAGAUUGCGCGGGAGUGCGUCCCGUCCUGGCACGAGGCUGGCGUAAAUUGGUUCGACAGCGUCGUGCACCAGGACGUGUACCAUGUCGAGGAGCUCAAGUUCGGCGGCGACCAGGCCGAAGGCCGGCUUGAGACCGUGUACCCGCACUACGAGCCGCUAAGGGAAUGGAAGAUACAGGCUUUCGUGAAGGGGGAUAGUCUGAUGUUCGAGAUUGUCACAUUUAAGGAUUGGAUCCCCGUCGCGGAAGAGCUGCUAGAUGAGUUGGAGGAGAUUAUGGGGUUGUUGGUACGGAGGCCGAAUGAACGACUUUUUGAAUAGGGGGUUGGGUUUCUAAGGAGAUGGUAUUUGGGUGCAUGAGAGCAUGAGAGCAUAUAACUGAGCAUAUAACUUGAGAUUCGAGUAGAUAUUUAUUUUGUGUUGUUAGUCUAUCUUUCUUUUUGUAGAAUUUGGAAUAGGUAUCUUAGAUUUUGAAAUUCAUGCUAUAUAUUUAUAUUUUGCUGUUA